AUGCUGGGUAAUUUUGAUAAUGAAGUUGAAUCAUUUGAAGGUAAAAUUUGUAUCGAUCAAUUGGGCACUGUCUAUGUGGCUGAUACUUCGAAUCAUCGAAUAAUGCGUUGGCCCAAAGGAGCCACACAAGGAAGUGUGAUUGCUGGUGGAAAUGGUGCAGGACGACAGUCAAAUCAAUUAACAUCCCCCGUUGGUUUAUCAUUCGAUCGACAUGGUAAUCUCUAUGUUGUCGAUUACGAAAAUGAUCGAGUACAAAAAUUUAAUAUCGAACAGACAGCAAAUUAA
This is a messenger RNA of Rotaria sordida, 285 nucleotides long. The record is from the annotation of a GenBank genome assembly. Lineage: Eukaryota; Metazoa; Rotifera; Eurotatoria; Philodinida; Philodinidae.